Messenger RNA from Rhipicephalus sanguineus (brown dog tick), 1455 nucleotides. RefSeq lists its product as uncharacterized. NCBI's taxonomy places the organism in Eukaryota, Metazoa, Arthropoda, Arachnida, Ixodida, Ixodidae. The transcript has a single exon. Gene Ontology annotation, molecular function: zinc ion binding; nucleic acid binding. Bases 1 to 1455 code for a protein of 484 amino acids. The record is from RefSeq and is a predicted model, not a curated record.
AUGUUUGGGCGAAAGGAUCUUCUCAUCGACGACAACAUCGACAGCCUCCAUGCCAUCGAACCAGUCGAGACAUCGUCGCAAGUUACAAGGCUGCGGGACCUGUACGAGCAAAUACAGUUCAGGACCGGCUGUUUGGAGAGUCUUGGCGUGCCGUCUUCAGAGUACGCGGUUGUUUUGCACCGGGUGCUGAUGCGCUCAUUGCCAGAGGACCUGGCGAUCCAGUACCGAAAGCGCACAAAGACCGGCACAGACGCCGCGGACUCUGCAGUCCAAUCGAGAGACGAGCAAGUCAAGGCAAUCUUGAAGUUCCUUCAAGUGGAAGUCGAAAGUAGAGAGGAGAGUCGAGCGUCACGCGAGAAGGCCACUUCAGGGAGACCAUCGACGAACCGCAAGGCUGCGGACACCUCAUCACCGCCACAUCUACCGUCGGCUCCAGCCCUGACAGCACGGUCAUCAUCGCCAGGUGCCACUUCAAGGCUUGCACAGACAAUAUGUCCCCUCUGCGGCAUCUCAGGCCACUUGACGCAUGACUGCGGGGCCGCGCUAUCUGCAGAGGAAAAGCACCAGCGUCUUUCCAGCAAUAGCUGCUGCUUCAGGUGCGGAAAGCAAGGGCACAUUUCUCGCAUUUGCCGAACCGCAGCCUGCCUUAAGUGCGACCGAUGCUCAGGAAGCCAUAUUUCUGCUCUGUGCGUCAUCUGGGGCCGACUAGGAUCAGACAGUCCACAAUCUACUGGAGCUGAAACCCGAGAGGCAGGCACACAGCGAGAAAAGCGCGUAACAACGGCUCCUGCUAGCAGCACGCGUUCGUCGUCAGUGUUGCUACAAACAGCCGCAGUGUGGGCAUCCGGAACCCGUGUCCGUGUACCAGUGCGACUGGUCCUUGACAACGGCAGCCAUCGAACGUUCAUCCGAAAAGACUUGUCGCAGCAGCUUUGCCUGCCUUCCACUGGAUAUGAAGAGAUGGAUGUCUAUACAUUCGGCGGGUCAGAGCACCCACGACAUUACCAGUGCCAAAGGGUGAACGUCACGCUCUGUGGACGUAUUGAACCGAUCGUCGUCGAUCUUGAAGCUCUGGAGGUGCCAGAGGUCUGCACCGUAAAGGGUCCAGCUUCAGUGCCAAACGUUAUCAAUAUGAUGCGUGACCGCAAUCUGGCCUUUGCUGACGAAGUUCAAGGGGACCAACCUCAAGACUCUACGAUAAGCGUCUUGAUCAGUUCAGACAACUACUGGAGGAUAGUGACCGGACGCGUCGAGCGCUUCACCGACAAUCUGUGUGCAGUUGAGACCAUAUUUGGCUGGGUCAUACAAGGAAUGUACGCUAACGUGUACCAUCCUUCGACACUGCGUAACAUCAGUGCAACUGUGCCUUGUUCCUGGCUUGUUCCGACGACUGGCGCACUGAAGAACGACCUGGAGACGUAUCAGAGAUGUGGUGCUUGGACGCCAUCAGUAUAA